GACUCCCGACAAAGACUGCCAUACAAUCUUGAUUUGUCACUAUAAUUUUUAGUAUCUAUCUAUCUAUAGAUAUAUUUCAUUUAAAUAAAAUAUUUCAUAAGUGAUCCGAUAUCUGUAUUUAUUUAGCAAACAUUCUAAUAAAAAAAGCUGCUGUGUUAAAUGUAAUCAGGCAUGUGUUUAGACGGACUAUUUUCUCAACAGAGGUUGAUGGACCCCUAAUGGCUCAACAGCAGCACGAGUGAUUUAUCUGUGUAGUUUUUUUUUCCCUGAACGACUGAAGAAUGAAAGCGAAAAAGCAAAAAAGACAAGGCGAUUUUCAGAAAAUUCAGCUAAAGGUUGGCAAAAAGAAGCCAAAAGCAGACAAUGCAACAAACGUCAACUUCAGGUCAAAAGCUAUCCAUUUACCAGAGCAGCUAAAGCAUGCGGAUUCAGGGCCGACAACACACAGGCAGCUAGACAUUAAGGAUCUGUUGUCCAAGCUCCACCACAUCAACAGUAAUAUAAAGCAGGGAGCCCUGGUGGGUUUGCGGGAGUUGCUGUCGGCUCAGCCUACUCUGAUUGAGCUGCAUGCAUCGGCGGUGCUCUCUGAGGUGGCGGCACUCUUCACCGACAAGGAUGGCUCCGUGCGAGCAGCUGCAGUGCGCCUGCUGCGUUUCAUCGCUCAGUGCAUCUCCGCUGAGCGCGUGGCUCCGUUCUUCCCCCUGCUCAGCGCCCACCUCACUUGUGCCAUGACUCACAUCUCGGAAGCAAUUCAGGAAGAUGCCCUCCGGGUCCUGGAUGUGCUGCUGGAGCACUAUCCCGGGCUUCUUUCUCAGAGGCAUACUGUUCUUCUGACAAACUUUCUAGAGCUCAUUUCCCAAAAGCGGAAAUCUGGAACGGGGCAGGAUAAAUCCGGGAAAGGGAGCUUUGCUCUGACUAUCAGCACGAGCCGCUCUGUAACGGCACAGCAGUGGAGGCUCACUGUGCUGCUUAGGUUGGGGAGUUUUCUGCAGGCAGUUGUCGAGGAAAGGCCUCUGGAGGAAGGGGUGACCAGCAUGAUUGGUCUUGGAAUGUGGGCUGGAGAGAAAGGCUCGGUGACACCUGUAGAUGUGAGCUGGGAGGAGCAUGUCUUUGGCAAGGGCAGGAUCCAAAUGUUUGAAAAUUCUGGGGCCGUUCCCACCCCACACUCCACUUAUCGGCUAAGGCCGGACACUAAGGCAGGGGCUGGAAUGAAUAAGGAACUCUGCUCGUCUGAGACGGUGCAGGGCUUUGCAGGAACCCUGGUGCCUCUGUUGCUGGAGAUCUGGGUGGAGGCGGCAGGUGGAGAUCGUGUGCAGACAGACAGCGGCCACCUGCUCUCUGCGGAGGCCAUGGCUCUUAUGUUCCAGAUCCUCACCAUACUACAGUUACUGAGAAGACUUACCCCACAGAGAGACCAACAGGACAUACUGGAUGCCUGGUUCAGGAAUUCAUACCUGACGGAUUUCAAACACCACUUCAUGAAGAACUUCCCCUAUGGCCUGCUGGAGGUGGCAAGACACAAGAAAAAAGCUGAUGGAAAGAGAAUGAGGCAGCAGCUAGCAGCUGGAACGGUUGCUGGGAGCAGUGUGGAACCGCUAGCUCUAAACGUGACGUUGUGUCAGGUUAUGGUGACACUCAGUCUUCGGGGCCAGGACCACAUAGAAGCCGAAGAUGCUGACUGGCUCGGACCAAUCCGGGUAUUUAUUAGGGAUACAUUGUCCAAUGGGGGCAAGCUGAGCUCAAAGCACCUGGCAGCCUUACUGGAGGUGGUGUGGAGGAUGAUUGUCACUCAGCGCAGCCGCGUGGUGACAGAUGAUCUCCUGCAGGCUGUGUAUGUGCAGUAUCAGCAGAGGAACCUGGCUGUGAAUGUCCGCACUUUGUUGCUGCGCUUUUUCAGUCAACUCUACAUUCAAGAGCAUCAAAACCAUCCUCAUAUUGCUCGGAGCAGGAUUCUGGCGCGUUGGCUGGCGUCACUGCCGGUGCAGUUGGUUCAGCUGGGCAGCAGGAAUCCUCAGCUCUCGGCACAUCUGCUGGAGAUCAUCCAUCCAGCUGCUGCGAGGGGCAAUAAAGACCUUCUGCAGAGUCUUCAGAAAAAUGCCUGCAGUAUUUACGAUCCACAGGAGGGCUGUGUGGUGGUGUUGCCUGUGGAGUCCCAGAAGAGGCUGGUUCAGAUUCUCCAUUUCCUGACAGUGUUUCCCUCAGAGCUUCUGGCAUGUCUCAGUCAGGUCUGCAACACUGGGAGAGUGUCGGCUAGCCUGGCCACCAUGCUAAUACGCACCAUACACCUGAGGUCUCCUCUGAGUGGCUGGUUGAGCAGUUCACAGGAUGUGCCGGUGAAGGAUGUAGAUUACCUCAGUUUCUUUUUCACUACACUAACAGGUUUCUCCUCUGAGAUGCUUCGGGCCCUGCAGGACACAGAUGAAGACAGCCUGUUGCCCUCCUCCACACUCUCACCCCUCAGCAUAUUCGCUACAACCCUGGAGCAGUUCCUUCACCAUUGGGACAUAGUGGAGGAGGUGUGCCACUGCCUGGACACUGUAGGAUCUCGCUCUCAGUGUUUUGAUGUGAUACAGAACGCCAUCAUUAAGAAUCUGUGUGGACUCGUGGUGGUGCCAGACUGUGUUUGUGCAGCGAUUUUAAGGUGUGUUCCUCGGUUAUUGGAUGUCAACUUCCUGCCCAGCGACACACUCCUCCACUUCCUGUCUGACUGUUGCUUGAGCAUGCUCAGUCUGCUGCUACAACUGGAGCAGAGCGCCCGCAAGAGGGAUGCCGUGUGGGAGGCAUGUUUUGCCGCGUUGAGCACAGUACCGAGGCUGCUGCGGCUGGUCUUGCAGUCUUUUCGCGUGUGUGACCUUUGUGAGGAGGAGCUCCCUGUGCUGGCACAGAUCCUGUCGUUACUUCUUCAGCAUACUCAAUUACGCAACCACAUGAUGGCCAACGCCAGUCUACUGCAACAUAUCAUACAGGACUUAACGCAUUUCUACGGUGGAGAGACUCGAGAGCAGUGGCUGACUGAUUUGUUGUACUGCUACAGCGUGACGCUGUCUGGUCACCGGGCCAACAUGGGCAUGAGGGACAUCUAUUAAUCACUAACCAUCACAGUGUUCAUUUCUGAGUUCAGCUAUUUUGUACAGAAUUAAGAAAAUAAAACUUGUGAUAAUA
This is a messenger RNA of Puntigrus tetrazona (Sumatra barb), 3162 nucleotides long. It is a transcript of the gene tex10, whose product is annotated as testis expressed 10. The record is from RefSeq and is a predicted model, not a curated record. The transcript has 16 exons. Bases 282 to 3086 code for a protein of 934 amino acids. Gene Ontology annotation, cellular component: MLL1 complex; nucleus. NCBI's taxonomy places the organism in Eukaryota, Metazoa, Chordata, Actinopteri, Cypriniformes, Cyprinidae.